AAAAAAACGUGUGGAAUUAAUGAAUAUUUCAGUUAGGUUUCACAGACAUGUGCAUGCUCAGGUGUUCCCAAAACAGAUAUACGGUAGGAUUGAUGUGGGAGGAUGUGGGAGUUUUAAAAAAGUUGUUCCUGCAACAAAGGAUAUGGGUAGGCACCAUCCAUUCACUAGAAGAAUUCAUCUACCUUGGCAUCCUUUUUGGUGGCCCAAGAAUACUUUUUGUACCCACUGAAAAGCCUCAAACCAUGAACUAAAAAAAACCCUGGGGCUCUGGGCACACUACUCUCCAAAGAACAGUGACAAUGAAAUUGUUUUGUUUUUCCUUAUUCUGCUUGCUGAUUGUAGCAAGUGAAGCCAGAACAUUUCAGCUAUGUGAAUUGUUUUACUACUUGAGAAUUCUUGGACUCGAUAACUAUAGAAACGUUCCUCUAAGUCACUAUGUGUGUUUGGCCUGGUUCCCAAGUAAAAUGAAUACUGAGUAUUAUGAGUUUGCAGAUGGCAUUUCUCACUAUGGAAUAUUCCGGCUGAAAAGCACCGAGUCAUGCAAUAAUGGGAGGUCUAGAUCAACAAACACAUGUAAAAUUAACUGCAAUAUGUUCCUAGAUGAUGAUAUCACAGAUGAUGUUGAAUGUCUGAAGAAACUGAUUACAAACAAACUGGAGCCUUGGCCACACUUCAAGAAAUACUGUAACAGAAAUCGUAUCGGCUACAUUUUUACGCAGUGCACUUACUUCUUCCAAAGGGACGAAUGGUUCCUCUCAUUAACCAAGCAGAGAUGGCCACAUCCAUUACAUGUAAUGGUUAAUAAAUGAUGGCCGAUACGUGUUCAGUUUUUCAUGUGAUUUACAUCAUGUAUUUUACAUCUGUCCAUGAACAUAGCAUUAAAGCAAACCAAGGAUACAAUCAU
This is a messenger RNA of Anolis carolinensis (green anole), 904 nucleotides long. Its product is annotated as lysozyme C-2-like. The record is from RefSeq and is a predicted model, not a curated record. The transcript is spliced from 4 exons. The coding region runs from base 300 to 809 and encodes 169 amino acids. NCBI's taxonomy places the organism in Eukaryota, Metazoa, Chordata, Lepidosauria, Squamata, Anolidae. Gene Ontology annotation, molecular function: lysozyme activity.